AGAGAUCAAUAUGGGUUCAAAAGACCUAUACAAUGGGUAAGCCCAAAGCAGCUAUACGAGUUUGAUAUCAAAUAUAAACCAAUGCUUCUAAAACAAGCAAAGCACUGGAAUAAGCUGUUUGCAAACAAUGAUCAACAGUGGCCAACACUGUGCCCAGAAUUGACACGAUAUGUAAGGAAGGGCAUUCCCCAAUCCUUUAGAACAAAGGCAUGGAUGCAUUACAGUGGUGCGGAUAAUCGAAUGAAGGCAAACACAGGAGUGUAUACAUCAUUGAUCGCCCAAGACUGUGAAAACGCUCAAACUAUUGAACGUGAUCUGCAUGGCUCAUUUCCCGGUAAUUCUUUCUUUCCUCAAGAUUCCGAAACCAACAAAUUAAAAAUGCUGCAACGUAUUUUGUGUGCCUUUAGCUUAUAUGUGCCAGAGAUUGGUUAUCGUCAAUCACUUAUAUUUAUUGCUGGUUUCUUACUAGUAUUCCAAGACGAAGAAGAAGCUUUCUGGCUACUUGUAACAGCGAUUAAAGAUUUUUUCCCAAAAGAUAUGUUUUCUUCAUCUUCAAGUGAACAAACCAUCUUGAUGAUGAUGGUAUAUGAAAAAAUGCCUGGCGUUUGGUCGAAAAUUGCCAAUAAGAAAUGUUUCUGGGAAUGUCAACAGACAGAUAGUCUGCCUUCCGUUACAUUGGUUACAGAUCACUGGUUUUCUACCAUGUUUGUAAAUGUUUUACCAGUGGAGACAGUCAUGCGAAUCUGGGAUUGUUUCUUUGUGUAA
Molecule: messenger RNA, 765 nt
Organism: Mucor mucedo
Lineage: Eukaryota; Fungi; Mucoromycota; Mucoromycetes; Mucorales; Mucoraceae
Product: rab-GTPase-TBC domain-containing protein
Exons: 3
Source: RefSeq, a predicted model, not a curated record